AUGGUUGUACAGGGCUGGACGACGGAGCUGAUCUUUGCCAGAUUCGUCCGCCUAGAAGUCAGGCAUGUUUAUUUUGUUUUAUCCUGCGCUUCCGCGGCUACACUUAUCAUGGCGAGUGGAAUUAGUCCGGUCUCGGUAGGUUUUAGACGGUUUUUCGUGUUAUUGGAGGGAUACAUUUCAUCGUAUAAAAGUGAACCACAAUUUCUUGUAUUUUUGUUGUUUUUGAUGCGAUUAUUUGACUUAUUUUUCAGUGGAAUUCAGAGGACGCGUUCAUAGAGCUGGGUGGGUCAGAUGGGCUACAGAGUUUGGCUAGAGGACCGUUUGAUGAGAGUGCGGAUUUGUAUCGACUUGAGUGGAGGAAGAGGGCAAAACAUUUGUUAACAUCGUUCAGGAGUAUUAUUGAUGGAAAGGUUCAGGUAAGGUGACGUUUAGGCUUGGAAUUGAAAAGUAGUGUUGGGGAGGGGUUUUUUAGGGUUUAUAAUUUGUAAAAGAAGCUUAUAAAAGAGGUUUUAGGCUUAAAAUAGCAAGAACUUAAUAGUUUUUUUCAUUUAUUAUUUUUAAAAUGAAAUCUUAGGGAUACGCGACCCAAAACUGGUUCCAAAUGAACCACUCGAAGCCUCAGGACUUUUCCCCAACCUUAUCCAACUUUUUCGAGGAAAUCCAAAACGACUGGUUGAGAGACUACAUCAGCGAGGACUCCAGGCUGUCCCUAUACAAGCUUUUGAAUUUUGAAAUUUGGGAUUGUCUGAUGAUUGAAGUGGUCUCGUCGAACUCGUUCACAUACAAAGCUGCUGCUCAGAUGCUAUACGACUUCCAAAGUGGCCUCAUUCCGUUGUUGAACAAGGCGUUUGUGCCAUCAAAACGAAACCUGAGCUUAGAUUCGGGAUUCGGACAUUUUAAUGUGGGCAUGGAGAAGGUAAUAGACGGUUGAUUUUAGAAUUUUAGGUAAUAAAUUCGAUUUUUUUGAAAUUUUUUUUAGAAAUUGAGAUGAUUUUGGAAUUUUAGGUAAUAAAUUUGAAUUUUUUUGAUUUUUUUUAGGAAUUGAGAUGAUUUUGGAAGUUUAGGUAAUAAAUUUGAUUUUUUUCGAAAUUUUUUUUAAAAACGAGGAUUUUAAAAAUUUUAGGUAAUAAACUUUGGAAGACUUGUUCAAUAUCUUAUAUUUCAACCUUUCUGACACUUUAUCUUUUCCACGUUGUAGAGAUGCUCCGAAGUCCUGAACGUCCUUCAACUCCUGGCAUUACCUUCCCCAACAGCUAUCCUUCUACGCGAUGAGAUCCAACGAAUCCCAGAAUCGAAGGGGUACGCGCGGACCGACAACCAGGGCCGAUACACCGCCAAUGGCACGGUCACUCAGGUACACUCGGACCACGUUACUUUUUUGGUCGAUUGUGGAGCUCCGAGCACGUAUUGUGAGUUUGGAAGAGGAAAUGGGCUUUUAAGGGAUAGUCAAGUUUUAGUAAAAAUUUUUUUGGGAAGGACUUUUUCACAAAAUUUUUUUUUGUUUUUUGGUUUUUAAAAAUAUGGAAAAAGUUGUAGUUGGAGGACUCUUUUACAAAAAAAAUUUUGAAAUUUAAAUUUUUAAUAAAUUUUGAUUUUGUAAAUCUCGCUUUCAGUGAACAAUAUCGAAGGUGGUGUGGAUGCCAUUUUGAUCACACAUUGGCACAGCGAGCAUAGUGGCCGCUUGGCCGACUUUAAAGGUGUUCCAGUACUUCCACCGGCCGAGUUUCGCGAACUUUUAGCUAACACGUCAUUCCUCGGCGAUGACGUCGAGAUCAUGGAGCUGAAAGGACAUACCGAACAGGAUUUGGCCGUCAUUGUCAGGGGGAAUGGUGGCGAUUUUAUUGCCAUAGUUGGUAAGUUUUAUUCUGUUUUGUGUGGUUUUGUGAUCGAAAAGUGGGUGGAAAUGUACGUUUUUGGGUAUUGCGAGGUCAAAAAGUUUGUAGAAGAGCCGGUUUUUGAGAAUGUUGAGGUCAAAAAGUACGCAGAAGGUGAAUUUCGCAGAUAUUAUCUUUAUUUCAGGCGAUCUAUUCGAGAGUGAAGAAGACUUCAGAAAUCCAAAGUACGACAACGUGACCGAUCGUCAAGCAUACGGAGAAUCGAGACGAAAGGUCAUAGAGAAGGACCCACUGGUCAUCGUGCCCGGCCAUGAUUCGCCAUUCAUGAUCCGCCAAAGCUACGAUGUCAAAGCCUACGGCGGCGUGAAAGUGACGCACAUUCUCCGAGGCAAAGGCAUCAAGCAGUGGGUUGUGUGGGGAGGAGACAGGGUCAUCGCCAUAAAUUGUCCGAAUGAAUGUAGGUUUUUAAAUUUUGGCUUAGUGAUAAAUUUUGGGAAUGGCAGAACAUAUUUAGACUUAUUAUUGUAUUUUUAGGCUUAGCAUCAGAUUUUAGGAAUGGUAGAACAUAUUUAGGCUUAUGAUUGUGUUUUUAGAUUAGCAGUGCAUUUUAUUAUUGGUAGAACGUUUUUAGGCUUAUUAUGGUGUUUUUAGGCGUAGAAGUUAAAUUUAAGAUCGGCUCAUUUAGGCUUAAAAAAAGAAUAUUUUGUCAUGGCAGUUCAUUUUUAGGCUUAGCACACAGUCCUUAGGCUUUUAACGCAAUUUUAGGCUUGUAACCAAAUAUUUAGGCUUAGCACAUUAUUUUUAAGCUUACUAAACAUUCUUUAGGCUUGUAACGCAAUUUUAGGCUUAUUCCAGCUUUUUUAGGCUUAUCUUCAAUUUUUUUGUAUUGAGGCUUAACAAAAUGUUUUAGGCUUAGCACACAUCAUCUUUAGGCUUAAUAUCUGUUGUUUUAGGCAUUCGACCAGAACACGUGACCGAUCUUGUCAUCCUGAAGCCGUGUGCCGCUUCCACCAAGUACAUGGCGUCAUACAACAGAAGCCGGAUUUACAUGGCCAACGACGUACUAACCUACCCGAACAUCUACGAACCCUUGACAGAUGACAAUCAACCGCUUCAAGGCUUGAUUCAUGUCGUGAAGGUGAGAGGUGAGGAGCUGGAGGUCCAAAUCCUGGUGGACGGUCGGUGCGUGGAGGCCAUCAAUAUGGACUGUGAAUAG
Molecule: messenger RNA, 3051 nt
Organism: Bursaphelenchus okinawaensis
Lineage: Eukaryota; Metazoa; Nematoda; Chromadorea; Rhabditida; Aphelenchoididae
Source: the annotation of a GenBank genome assembly